Messenger RNA from Cataglyphis hispanica, 864 nucleotides. Its product is annotated as COMM domain-containing protein 2. The transcript has 5 exons. Bases 82 to 699 code for a protein of 205 amino acids. NCBI's taxonomy places the organism in Eukaryota, Metazoa, Arthropoda, Insecta, Hymenoptera, Formicidae. The record is from RefSeq and is a predicted model, not a curated record.
CGAGAAUUAUCAAAUAAAUACUCAUUUUAAUUGAUAUUUUUAACCUAAGUUUUUAAUUAGUGAGUAAUACGGAAGAGAAAAAUGUUAUUAACAUUGAAGCCAGAUCACAAGAAACAUAUAUUGUUUCUUACCGAACAAUCGCCGCCAGUAUUGCAAGACUUUUGCAAAUUAGCUCUAGAUUAUCUACAAAAGGGACCGAAUGUUAAGGUGUACAACGCUGCCGCUCAGAAAUUAAAUGUCGAAUUGAAUAUAAUAAAAAAUUCAGUGGAAGGUCUAGUCAAUCUCUUGCUAGAAAGUUGCAAACAUAAGUUUUUACAGUUAAACGCGGAAGAUUUCCGGGAUUCCGUGAUCGCUUUAGGUUUUACGGAGGAGAAAGAGGCAAUACUUAGUAAAUUAUACAGCGUUAAAAAAGAUGAGAUCUUGAAUGCCUUAGAAGGGAUUGGAUUUAAAUUACCUGAAUAUUAUGACAUGGAAUGGAGAUUUGAAGUACAGACUGCAUCAAGAUCUCUCUUGAAACAAGUUGCGCCACUUAUUACUAUAGAUUUAUCACUGAAAAAUCCAGAUAAUUCGGAUGAGAUUGAACAUGUUUUGCUACAAACAGAUCCUAUUAAUUUACUUCAUAUAACUCAAGAACUAGAAGAAGCGCUGCAGGAAAGUCGUAGCUCACAUAUUCGGAGGAUUUCAAGGGCAGUAAAAUGAGACUUCCUGUGAUUUGUAUAAUUACAUUUGAUGCAAUAAAUAUUUAAUAUAAUAUAUAAACAUAUGAGAAUGUAUAUUUAGGAGAUUAAAUAUAAAAAUUUUAAUUUAUAAGAAAGAUAUUAUAUAAAUUUAUUUCAAUUAUGUAAAUCACAUUUACUAUGGGUA